Cyclopterus lumpus (lumpfish) is the source of this 2356-nucleotide messenger RNA. It is a transcript of the gene kcnn4, whose product is annotated as potassium intermediate/small conductance calcium-activated channel, subfamily N, member 4. Gene Ontology annotation, cellular component: plasma membrane; neuronal cell body; neuron projection. Gene Ontology annotation, biological process: potassium ion transmembrane transport. The transcript has 9 exons. The record is from RefSeq and is a predicted model, not a curated record. Lineage: Eukaryota; Metazoa; Chordata; Actinopteri; Perciformes; Cyclopteridae. Gene Ontology annotation, molecular function: calmodulin binding; intermediate conductance calcium-activated potassium channel activity; small conductance calcium-activated potassium channel activity. The coding region runs from base 232 to 1779 and encodes 515 amino acids.
ACACGCGCGUAAUUCGUUUGGGUCAGACUGACACACACACUCAGUAUCCAGGAGUAUCCUACAUCACUCACUGCAGUGUGCAAAUGGCAUCAGUGCGCGUAACCACGCCGCGCGGGUUGGUCGUGUGGAGGUGAGGGUGUGUUAGAAGCCAAGUGCUUUGGUUAAAACACGCUAUACUUCGAUGAGCGACGAACGAGAGAAGGGCCUGGUACACAGUGCGCCCAUCGGACUAUGCCCUCCCCAACUCGGGAGGAAAGCAAAGGGGAGACCGGACAGGCACAGCACGGAGCUACGGACUGCGACGACGGGGAGAGAGGGACGGGCGGCCGUGUCGCGUGCGCUCUGGAGAUGGAGAUGACGAACCGCAGCCCGCACGCCGACUCCAAAGUGAAUUGUGUACAUUGCGAUGGCUCGAUCAGCCGAAACGGAGGGGACUCGGCAGAAGUGUCCGUGCCGCUGUCGAUGCCGGGGAAGCGGACGGCUCACAUGGAGGGAGACGAACUCCACAGACUGCGAGACAGAAAGUUUUUAUUAGAGGAUAGAAAGCGUCUUUGUGCGCUGUCUUUGGGGACUGCUCUGCUCGGGAUACUGCUCAUGAUAAUCCACUCCGAGAUAUGUCCCUUCGUUUAUAAAGCGGGCUCAAACAUUGCCUUAAUCAUCAACUGCUCCAUCAGCCUGUCCACUGGGUGUCUCCUGAUACUCAUCAUACUUUUCCAUCAUAAGGACAUCAGGCUGUUUGUCAUUGACCACAAACAGGUGGACUGGCGUAUUGCCAUGAGCAGCCACAGGGUUCUCGUGAUCACUCUGGAGCUGCUGGUCUGUGUCAUCCAUCCUGUCGGCACAUACUGGGAGGUGGGCCUCCAUGCCAACUCCUCUUCCCCAGCUCCGCUCUGUAUUUCCAACCACCACGACGAGGCCCUGAUGGACAUGGAGCUGCUGUUGUCUGUGCUGAUGUUCCUUCGCUUGUACUUGGUGCACAGAGCCAUCCUGCUGCACAGCAAAGUGCUGCUGAGCGCCUCCUACAGGAGCAUCGGCUCGCUCAACAACAUCAACUUCAGUUUCCGCUUCGUGCUCAAGAUACUGAUGAACAAAUACCCGGCGCGCACACUGCUGGCCUUCAUCCUCCUCUUCUGGCUGACUGCGUCCUGGAUGCUGACUCUGUGUGAGAGGCAGACCCGAGCAGCGACCGGCAACAUGGACACGGCUAUGUGGCUCAUCGCCAUCACCUUCCUCACUGUGGGCUACGGGGACGUGGCGCCCCACACCAGCUGUGGCAAAGCGGUGUGUCUCUUCACUGGAGUCAUGGGUGUAGCCUGCACCGCCAUGCUGGUGGCAGUUGUUACCAAGACGCUGGCGUUGAACAAAGGAGAGAAACAUGUGCACUUCUUCAUGCUGGACAUCCAGAUCUCUAAAAGGAUCCGGCAUGCUGCUGCUAAUGUGCUCAGGGAAUGCUGGCUUCUGCACCGCACAAACCUGACAAAGGGCAACCGCGGUGAGCACCGAAGACACCAGAGAUGCCUUCUGGAAGCCAUCAGAGUAUUUCGGCAUUUACGCCUCAAACAAAAAAAGCUGAGAGAUUACGUCAGUGAGAUGGUGGACCUCCCGAAGAUGCAGAUGAUCAUGUGCGACCUCAGUGCGAAUUGGAAUAACUCCUAUCGGGAGCUGGAGCAGCGAAUCCUCUCCAUGGAGCAGAAGCUGGACGAGCUGAGUCGCUGCUUCCAUCAAACCUCCGAGCUACUGUCUCAGGUCCUCCGUCACCGCAGCCCAGAGAUCAGGUGACAUGGCUACACACACUGGUUACUGAGACAGAUAAUUGUCUUCAGUGUUUUCAUCUACAGUCUCCAUGAGAGUGAGACACCCGGAGCUGCUCUCGACUCCUAACAUGCGGAACCACUUGAAGGACUGGCAUACCUACUACAGAUUUCAUCUUCUGGCCCAGAGCACUGCACAAUGACUCUUGGCUGUAAUAUCAUACGGAUACAAUAAGUUCCACUCCCUGUGUGAGAAUCACACAGCACAUUUUGAGAAAUAUGUUGUGUUUCCAGCAGUUAUAUAUUUGUGAGGGCGCACAAACAACUGAAUUAAUCUCAAACGUGCACCGUGGAGAAGCUUGUAAUACACAUCGUCAAAGGCUCCAGAGUACAGAAUGAACCCAAAUCCUAUUUGUAAGGUUUCAUUGAAGGACUCCAUCAGUGCCUUAUUCCUGUGGAAUAAGAUACAUAUUUUUAGAUGUAAUUAUAUUUGAUACAUGUUGCAGUUAUUUACAGUGUUAGUUUAAUCAGUCUUAUAACAAACAAACUCUCCUCCUCUUUUUCAUUGAUGAUUGUUCGCAAACUCUGAUAAUUCCUCAUUGUUC